AUGCUUAGCGUGAACCAUUCGGUGGAGGAUAUCCACAGGUACCCGUACCCACAACGGACGUCCCAGAUGAACCCCAACAUGUCCACAACCAACAUCUUCCAGUUGAACCAGCCGAAGGCGCUCCGCAACCCGCUAUCAGCUUAUCAGCAGAUCACGCCGCCCUCGUCCAAUUCUUCUACUCCCGUGGCCGAACGCAGAGAAGGCUUCAGUUUCAGUCUUUCCGCCAACGCUUCUACUUCGAGUCUUGACUUAAAGGCUGCUGGGGAAAAGGCUGCUGCUGGCUGGACCUCGUGGCUCCCGGAGGUUGACUUGAAAGUGGUGUCCUUGUGCACCUUGUGGUACGGCUUCAGUAUAGUGUCAAACAACUCUACAAAGGCCAUUUUGUCGAGGUUCUCGUAUCCUGUGAGCUUGACCCAGUUCCAGUUCGUGUUGAACGCCUUGCUUUGCAUCUCGCUUUUCGCUGCUCUUUCGCAGAAGCCCUCGUGGGCCUCUCACUUCCCCAAGGCGUCCAUUCCAAACUUGCAUGCUCUUGACUGCUCCGUGGUCAAGUUCCUUACUCCUAACGCAUUCAUCAUCUCCACAACCUUGCCCAUGGGCAUUUUCCAGUUCUUGGGCCACAUCACAAGCCACAAGGCCACCUCCAUGAUUCCGGUGUCUUUGGUGCACACCAUCAAAUCCUUGUCGCCCAUCUCCACUGUGUUGAUAUACAGGGCUUUUCUCAGAACGAGAUUCAAAACUGUUACCUAUGUGACGCUCAUCCCGUUGAUUCUCGGGAUAAUGCUCACAUGUUACAAGCCCAAGAACUUGAACACUGCCCCGGGCUAUUUUUCCGGCUUGUUUUACGCUUUCAUUUCGAUGUUGAUCUUCGUCUUGCAAAAUAUCUUUGCCAAGAAGAGAUUGACUGUCAAGAGCCUGGAAGAAACUUCUUCGCUCCCGUCAUAUAAGGCUGGCGAGGAGAAAAAGCUCGAUAAGUUGACUAUUUUGCUUUUCUGCUCCGUCAUUGGUUUUCUUUUCACGAUGCCCAUCUACAUUAUUUCCGAGUUUCACAACGACGUGUUUUCUCUCGGCCAAUUGACACUUCCCCUUGUGUCGUUGGUUGUGUUGAACGGCGUCUCUCACUUCUUACAAUCGCUUCUUGCAUUCCAGCUUCUUGGGACGAUCUCCCCUAUUAAUUACUCCAUUGCCAACAUCAUGAAGAGAAUUGUUGUGAUAAUGUUUGCAUUUCUUUGGGAGGGAUCUUUUAGCUUUGUUGGAUACCAGAGCUACGGCGUCUUACUAACGAUCGCCGGGUUGUACUGCUACGAUAAGUGGGGCAUGACUCACAAGCAGUAG
Candidozyma auris is the source of this 1332-nucleotide messenger RNA. It is a transcript of the gene SLY41, whose product is annotated as Sly41p. The transcript has a single exon. Gene Ontology annotation, cellular component: Golgi apparatus; endoplasmic reticulum. Lineage: Eukaryota; Fungi; Ascomycota; Pichiomycetes; Serinales; Metschnikowiaceae. The coding region runs from base 1 to 1332 and encodes 443 amino acids. Gene Ontology annotation, molecular function: antiporter activity; phosphoenolpyruvate transmembrane transporter activity. The record is from RefSeq and is a predicted model, not a curated record. Gene Ontology annotation, biological process: phosphoenolpyruvate transmembrane import into Golgi lumen.